AUGGCCGCCACCGCCCAGCAGCCCAACGGCACCACCCCCAGCUUCAAGAUUGUCGAGCGUCUUGACUCGGUCCCCGUCCUCCACGACUCGUACACCUACGCUCAGUCGCUUAUCAACUCGACCCAGCUCACUGCCAACCUCUACCAGACCGCGCUUGGCCUCGCUGUCCGCUCGUACGACGCUGCCACCCCCGUGCUCGUUCGCGCCAAGCCCCUCCUCGAGUCUGCCGAUGGCCUCGCUGUCGCCACCGUUGACCGCGUCGAGGUCAUCUUCCCUUACCCGUUCAAGACCCAGACCCAGGACCUGAUUGGUGUCAAGCAGGCCAAGGGUGUCUACGACGCUCGCGUCGCCCCCCUCAUCCAGCAGGCUACCCCCGUCAUCCAGGACGUCAUCUCCAAGACUGCCGCUCUCAACCACGAGCUCGGCGCCCGCGCCUCGGCCGUUGUCACCCAGUCGACCGAGAUCUCGCACGCUCUCCUCGAGCAGCUCCACACCCUCCGUGACCAGUCCAAGGAGCUCCCCCACCAGCUCUCCGAGGUCCUCACCAAGGUCACCGCCGACGUCAAGUCGAUCGUCCUCGCCAAGGAGGGCACCUACCAGGAGAAGACCAACAAGCUCGCUGCCUACGUCGUCGAGAACGUCCGCCCCGUCAUCGAGGAGGCCUACGCGCAGGUCCUCGGCGCCAAGAAGGCUGCCGAGGACAAGGUCGCCAAGGCCACCGAGAAGGUUUCCGAGAAGGCCCCCGCCGUCUCCAACUAA
Messenger RNA from Apiotrichum porosum, 759 nucleotides. RefSeq lists its product as uncharacterized. The transcript has 6 exons. Bases 1 to 759 code for a protein of 252 amino acids. The record is from RefSeq and is a predicted model, not a curated record. Lineage: Eukaryota; Fungi; Basidiomycota; Tremellomycetes; Trichosporonales; Trichosporonaceae.